Akanthomyces muscarius is the source of this 1152-nucleotide messenger RNA. RefSeq lists its product as uncharacterized. The coding region runs from base 1 to 1152 and encodes 383 amino acids. The record is from RefSeq and is a predicted model, not a curated record. Lineage: Eukaryota; Fungi; Ascomycota; Sordariomycetes; Hypocreales; Cordycipitaceae. The transcript is spliced from 3 exons. Gene Ontology annotation, molecular function: antiporter activity. Gene Ontology annotation, cellular component: Golgi apparatus; trans-Golgi network; endosome.
AUGGCCGCCAACAAGGAGAACGGCGAUCCCGUCGAGAUGGAGCGUCUGGUUGAGGAGCCGCCUUCGCCGACGCUGCCUACUGUCAACCCCGAUGUUGAAGCCAGCAAGCCGCCUGGCAUGGUUCUUCCGCCGUGGAUCUAUGUCGUCGCCUGGAUCUCCUUUUCCUCCUUGGUGAUUCUGUUCAACAAAUGGGUGCUUGUUACGCUCGAAUUUAAGUAUCCCGUCAUCCUCACGACAUAUCAUCUUGUCUUUGCCACCGUCGUGACCCAAGUCAUGGCGCGGUACACCACCAUGCUUGACAGCCGCAAGGCCGUCAAGAUGACGGGCCGCAUCUACCUGCGCGCCGUCGUUCCCAUUGGCGUCUUCUUCAGCGCCAGUCUCAUCCUGAGCAACGUCGCCUACCUCUACCUCUCCGUCUCUUUUAUCCAGAUGCUCAAGGCCACGACGCCCAUGGCCGUGCUGCUCGCCGGCUGGGCGCUCGGUGUCUCCCAGCCCACGCUCAAGCAGGCCGCCAACGUCUCCGUCAUCGUCUUCGGUGUAAUCAUUGCCUCGUUUGGCGAGAUUGACUUUGUCCUCGCUGGCUUCAUCAUCCAGCUCGGCGGUGUCAUGUUCGAGGCCCUGCGCCUGACCAUGGUCCAACGCCUGCUGUCCGGCGACCUCAAGAUGGACCCUCUCGUCUCGCUGUACUACUUUGCGCCCGUCUGCGCCGCGCUCAAUGCCGUCAUCGCCCUCCUCACCGAGGUGCCCCGGUGCACCAUGGCCCAGGUGCUCCACGUCGGCCUGUUUACGUUUUUCCUGAACGGCCUCUGCGCCUUUAUGCUCAACGUCUCCCUCGUGCUCCUCAUUGGCAAGACAUCGGCCGUCGUGCUGACUAUUUGCGGUGUACUCAAGGAUAUUCUGCUCGUCGUCGCGUCCAUGGUUCUUUUUGGAUCCCAAGUCACGGCACUUCAGUUCUUCGGCUACUCGAUUGCGCUAGGUGGCAUGGUUUACUACAAGCUCGGAUACGAGCAAAUCAAGGGUCACCUCGCGGAAGCCAACCGCCACUGGGCGGCAUUUGGUGCCGAGAAGCCAAUUCUGCGCCGGAUCAGCAUCGUCGCAUUGGCUGUCUUCGUUGGAUUGGCUCUGCUCGGCGGUGUGAGACAUGUCAUGUAG